Molecule: messenger RNA, 1206 nt
Organism: Pseudocercospora fijiensis CIRAD86
Lineage: Eukaryota; Fungi; Ascomycota; Dothideomycetes; Mycosphaerellales; Mycosphaerellaceae
Exons: 5
Coding region: 1-1206 (401 amino acids)
Cellular component (GO): U2-type spliceosomal complex; U2 snRNP
Molecular function (GO): RNA binding
Source: RefSeq, a predicted model, not a curated record
AUGGCUCAACGCGCACCAUUUCCAAGCAACCCUGAGGACUUCGACGCCGACAAUCGCAUCGCAUUCUCCAAGGAGACCAAGUCAUAUUUGCUCGAAGAUGAGAAUGGCGAAGAGUGGGAGUGGCUUCCAGGCCCGGCGAAGUGGUCUAAGACGAUGGACGAAGCUCUUAUGAAGCAACAGCAAGAGAUAUACAAGGUCGCUGGAGUCGACGACGAUGCACCAGCAUUUGAUCCGGUCAAGAAACGCAAGGCUGCCCAGCAGGAUGAUCUGGACUCGAAUAAGAAGGCCAAAGCCAACACUGGAGCCACCGCCACUGCCACUGCCAAAGCCAUUGCCGCCCCGCCUGCCAACAAGCCACGCCAAAGCACCGCUGUUUUCGUUUCUGGUUUACCGCUUGAUGUUGACACUGAAGAAGUUAGAGAAGUCUUUAGCAAGUACGGCAUCAUCGCGGAGAGCGCAGAGGACAACGAGAAGCGUGUAAAGCUGUAUAACGACGCCAAUGGCAACUUCAAGGGCGAAGCCUUGAUAAUCUUCUAUCGUCCGGAGUCUGUCAGACAGGCUGUCAUGCUCGCUGACGGAAUGUUGUGGCCGCGCGACUUCGGUCAGCCGACCAGCACUAUCAGUGUGAUCGAGGCAGAUUCGACCUACAAGAAAUCAAAUGACGACACAGUCGCACCCGAGCGUGGCCCUUCUAAGGCUAGGCCAUCGAAAGCCAAGUUGAAGCGCAAAGCCGAAGAAAUGAAUCAACGCCUCGGCGAGUGGUCUGACGAUGACAUCUCAACCAUGCCACAAACCUCCUCUCGUUACGAUAAGGUAGUCGUAGUCAAGAACGCCUUCAAGCUCGAGGAGUUCGAGAACCAGAAGCCGGAUGAAGAUGUGCGCCAGGAUAUCUAUGACGACAUGUUUGAAGAGGGCGGAAAAUACGGCACAGUCAAACACAUCGAGAUCUUCGACCUCGAAGAAGAAGGUGUCGUAACUAUUCGUUUUCAAACCGCCGAAGCUGCGAGCGCGUUCGCCAGGGCAAUCGACGGCCGGAGGUUUGGUAGCCCCAUGCAGAUCCAAGCGUCAAUCUCAACCGGUGACGAGCGUUUCAAGAAGAAUCGGAAGACUGCCGAGCAGAAGGAAGCAGAAGAGGCGAGACGACUGGAACAGUACAGCAAGGACAUCGAAGGUGGUGCUUUUGUCAAUGGAGAUGGAAAGGCUUGA